AUGGCGACCUCAUCUUCGAUAUCCGCUGCGACUAGUCCGGCGGCGGUGCAGUCAAGUUGUCCUAGAAGCCAAAAGCGCGGUCUUGUCUACGUUGCCUCCUCCGAGCACCCGGAGGACGAUCUCAUUUGGGCGCAAGAUUGCGCCAACAUCUCGUGGUAUUACAACUAUGGACACAUGCCGUCCAUUCCGUUCGCCAGCGAUAGUGGGAUUCUACGGAAGCGGCAGGCUGCCACCUCGAGUCCUAUCUUGUAUAUCCCUAUGCUUUGGGGAGACUUCCCGGGGAGUUUCCUCAGCGAUACUGUAGCCCGGAUACAGGCUGGGGAACGCGUGCCUUACGUACUUGGCUUCAACGAACCUGAUCUCGGUUUUGACGUUGGCGGGAGCAGCAUAACUCCGGCGCGAGCUGCAGAAGUGUGGGUCCAGCAACUUGAGCCACUGCGCGGUUACGGCGUCAGUCUCGGAGCACCCGCUGUCUCCGGGUCCCAAGGUGGAUUUGCCUGGCUCCGGGACUGGUUUGCGGCUUGUGCAGGAAGAUGCAACCCAGAUUUCUUGCCAGCUCACUACUAUGGCGACUUUAGUGGCCUAGCAGGUCAUCUCGGACAGAUCAAAGGCACCUAUCCGAAUUUGACUAUAUGGGUUACGGAAUUUGCAUACGCGCAUAGUUCGGCAAGGAAUAGUGAGAUUUUCUUGAACCAGACAUUGAAUUACUUCGACGUAACGCUACCGCCAUCGUAUGGUCUGACGCACUACUCCUACUUCGGUGGAUUUCGUAGUGAUGUCUCAAACGUGGGAGCUGGCGCUACCCUGCUCGAUGCCAACGGGAAACUCACCAACAUUGGCCGGAUCUAUCUGGGCCAGUUUGCAGAGGACACUUUCGAAAUCCAAUCCGCCACCACCGCAACGCCCACAACUGGUACCUCCAGCUUAGCCCUCACGAGCUCCUCGUCUGGAUCAUCCUCUAGUCUUGCGAUGCCUAGUCCUUCGCUCCUCUGUCCGCAGUCUAAUGGCACGUCCUAUCGAGUCAACGGCAUCGACUUCACCAUUCAAUGCUACGUCGAUCAUUAUGGAGGCAAUUAUCCGGGCUCACCUGUCGACGUCGAUAAUUUUGAAGAAUACCGCGCCUUGCUACCCCAAGAUAAGUCUUGGUGCUAUCACGCCAAAGAUGGAUGUCUGGGCCGCGAUUCGCUUAGAUAUCCCACCGCCUUCGUCAACUAUGGCCGGGUCGGGAACAACUUCUUCAGCGGUAGCACCGACGGUCGGGAGUUCCUCACCAUCGAUGAUGCCGUCUAUUUCUACCUCUUCAAUGAGGCCAAUAUCCAGCAGCACGCCAUCGAGCACGAUGAGGCCUAA
Molecule: messenger RNA, 1350 nt
Organism: Coniosporium apollinis CBS 100218
Lineage: Eukaryota; Fungi; Ascomycota; Dothideomycetes
Exons: 2
Coding region: 1-1350 (449 amino acids)
Biological process (GO): fungal-type cell wall polysaccharide metabolic process
Cellular component (GO): fungal-type cell wall
Source: RefSeq, a predicted model, not a curated record